Linum tenue is the source of this 812-nucleotide messenger RNA. NCBI's taxonomy places the organism in Eukaryota, Viridiplantae, Streptophyta, Magnoliopsida, Malpighiales, Linaceae. The record is from the annotation of a GenBank genome assembly.
GAAAAGGUUGAGAAGUAAAGGGAAGGGAAGAGGUCACCGGAGAGCGAAAGAGACUGCGAGGAAGAGGACGAAAAGGAGUUGAAAGAGAGACGAGAUCAAUGACUCUGGGUCUGAUCAAUGCUAACCCAAUCGUCCACGCUAAGAAGGAAAGGGUCGCCCGAUGCGAAGAUCCCCACUGCGACGACGCCGUCGAUCCACUCGAUAUCUAUGAUUUCGUGAGGGAUAUUAGAGAUCCGGAGCACCCGUAUUCACUGGAGCAGCUCAGUGUAUUGUCGGAGGAAUCAAUUACAGUGGAUGAUAAGCUUGGUCGCAUCCUGAUUACAUUCACCCCAACCAUUCAGCAUUGCAGCAUGGCGACUGUAAUUGGUCUAUGCCUUAGAGUGAAGCUACAAGAAUGUUUCCCUCCUCAUUACAAGGUUGACAUAAAAGUUUCCCCUGGAUCUCAUGCAGAUGAAGAAGCAGUGAAUAAGCAGUUAAAUGACAAGGAAAGAGUUGCUGCUGCCUUAGAGAAUCCUAAUCUCCGCCAACUCGUCGAUGAGUGUCUUUACUCAAAUGAGCUGUGAGCCUGUGACCCUACAAAUAUUGAUGGAACUUAAACUGCCUUCUAAAAGUUGUUGUACAGAGUAACUCCUGAGGCCUGAAUGCUGAUAAGUUGUAGUGUAGUGUAGCGUUAGCGUGUAACUACUGAAGAUGAAUGAUGUUAAAGUUGUGGCAUAGUAUAACUACCAAGCAUGAUUACUGCUAAGUUUUAGAACCGUGUUUUAACUACUGAAUAUGAAUGCUGUUAAGUUGUGAUGCAGUGCUUUUAUCUU